Messenger RNA from Lotus japonicus, 3780 nucleotides. RefSeq names its product (S)-8-oxocitronellyl enol synthase CYC2-like. The transcript is spliced from 2 exons. The record is from RefSeq and is a predicted model, not a curated record. Bases 2506 to 3660 code for a protein of 384 amino acids. Lineage: Eukaryota; Viridiplantae; Streptophyta; Magnoliopsida; Fabales; Fabaceae.
AUCCCUUCUCAAGUCUUUCUUACCUCUUCAUUCUAUAAGUGUAUUCUUGAGUUCUUGAUCCUAGGAGGCUUCUUAGAGCUCCUCUUCCAUCAUCUUUGUCCUUGUACCUACGAAGCAUUAAAGGUGCAGCUAUAAGCAAGAAAGCAUGGAAAGUCGAAAUAGGAGAACACGUGCUACAUGAAUUUCGUAGGUUAUAUAGCAACCAGCCAGCCAUCUUCAAGCGAAAAUUCUGCAAUGGAAGAUACAGCAAGGACGACACAGUUGUGCCUUGAAUAUAGCAGAUGGGACGCACGGAAUAGGGAAUAGGGAUGGGAUGAAAGGUUGGGGCUAGGGCUGAAUAAAUUCGUGGUUGAGAGGAAAAAGCUUCUCUGACGGCUGUGUAGGGGUGAAGCUGACGGAACCCUAUGCCAAGAGGAAGAACAGAGGGUGAAGCUGCGCAGUGAAGGGGGCCACCACAUGAUUUAAUAGGCCCAGCCCAAUAGUUAUCCCGUCCAAAAAAAAAGUUGGUGCAUGAACAGUGAAUUUAAAACCUUCAAUUGUAGGAUAGAAGAUGAGAUAGCAAAUUCAUAAAUGGAAAAAAAUUAUCGUAAUAUAUAUGAUAUGUUGAGACAGCAAACAUACGUAAGAUAUGAAAUAAAAAACCAUCUAAAAAGUAAACGCAAUCUGAUGAUCAAAUAGGAGUUGUCUACGUAUAUGAACAAUAGAAAAUUUUGGGUUAAAUAACUCAAAAUUCCAAGUGAAUCAAUAACAUUAAAAAUAAGUGAAAUAUUAAUCUUAUACUACUUUUAAUUUAUUUAUAAAUAAUUUUAUUAGCGAAUGGAAUUAAGUAACUCUCAUGAAUUAUUUAGCCAACCGGAUCGAAUAUUGGGGUGAUAAUAAUAUAUUUGGUUAGUGGUGCUGUGAUCAGAUCAAUGUACAUACAAGUAGUUAUUUCAAUGAGCUAUCUUUCUUAAAUUGAGUUACUAGCUCAACUAUCCAUGGCCUCUAUAUGCUACACGACGAUCCUUCCAUACUCAGAUCCAAUAGAUCAACUUUUUUCCAAAACCAUCCUGUUAACUAUAUUCAAAUACUAACAAAAACAAACUAAGACUUUCACCACCAUACGUAACCAGUUAGCUCAGCUCCUUUUCUAGCAAUCUAAUUUGUGCACGAUCUCUGAGUGACUCUGUCUGAUAAUUAACUCCAUUACAAUUUCAGAUACUUCCAUUUUGAUUGCUUCUCAAAUUUAAGGCCAUCAUUUUUUUUUUCAGUGCAAUGGAAUUACUCCUCCUGUAACUUGUCCCCGGUCUCUUUUGUAGUCUCAAGAUUUAAAAUAUUGAUAAAAACUUUGUCUCCUAUCCCAUAUAUGCUGGCAAGUGCUCAGCUUUGCUUGGUCACUUUUUCGUUGCGGAGCCAUAUUGGGUUGUUUGCUAGACGGUCCGGACUCCGGAUGCUUGCCUAGCACAAGCUCAGAGCAUUCCCACAAUGGCUCCUCACACAACUUGAGCUGAGUAAAAUAGAUCUAAAUUUAUGAAAGUUUGUGCUUGUAAGUAGCUGAUAACUUUAACUCUCCUUUCCCGGAUGCCAAGAUAUGCUCAUCUCCUCGAUUUAAGUUUUUGGGGCCCUCUCUCCUAGCUGGUUGACUGUCUUCAACCACUUGUCUUUUGAAGGCUUCGGCCUUAUUUUUAGCUUUCUACAGUGUCGCUAUUAGCUUGUACCUUUGGGCUCAGCCCACUUUGAAUUAAUGAAAUUCAAUCUUUGUCCAAAAAAAAGCUUUUAAAUAAUGAUAUGUUUGAUAUGUUAUAUCAUAUAAAGUAGUCUGAUACUAUAUAAUAGUAGUAGGUUUAAUGGGAAAAUAUCUGUUAAAAAUUUAAUACUAUUCGGUGCAUGACUGAACAGUACUAGAUUAUUUAUUAACUUAUAUAAUUAUAUGUUCGGUGGAAGGUCAUAAUGACUUUAGAGAAUUGAGGUGGUAAAUAAUGGUGGUGCGGGUCAUGGUAGAAAUGGAGGUGAUGGUGACAGCGAUGGUGGGGCAGCUAAGGAAAUCAUAAGCAGCACUAAUUUCUCGUUUUUACAGCUUAUAAAUCAUAGUUUUGGGUGGCUUUUCAGCAAAUUAGUUAAUUAACUAGUGCCUGAGUGCCUGACUUGCUUUAUGUGUAGUCAAUUGUAAACAAUAAUGCGCGGAUCUAGAGGAGAAACGGGCAAAGAAAACAAGUUACUAUAUAAAUUCAACAGUUAUUCUGAAGUUGAAAGACCCAAUAUAUAGUAGUAAACACUACACACUGAUCGAUAGAAAUUGAGGUAGUGGCCCGGUGACAGCGAUAGUGGGGGCUAGCUAGUGAGGAAAUCAUGUAUGUGCUCUCUAAAUUCUCGGUUUUACAGCUCAUAAAUCAUAUUAUCUGUUGCAGGUGCUACUCAGGAGAUUUUAAUGCAUGGCUUGCUUUAUUUGAUUGUAAACACAAAUAUAUGGCAAUAUAUAGUACUAUAGUAGCAGUACACUCUGAUUCUGAUAGAUAAUAAUUCUUCAUGGAGCACCAAGUUCCCGUAGCACUUGUAGUUGGAGUCACCGGGAUAACUGGGCUAAGCCUGGCCCAAGCCUUGAAGCAGCCCCACUGCCUCGGCGGCGGCCCAUGGAAAGUUUACGGUGCUGCUCGGCGACCACCUCCGAACUGGUUCCCUCUUUCCACCGUCGACAACUUCAUUACCUUCAACGCCGUCAACUCCACCGACACGCUCGGCAAGCUCUCCCCCAUUGCCGGCGAGGUCACGCAUCUCUUCUGGGUCACCUUCCAGUUCCUCGGCGACGAAGAAGCCAACAUCGCCGUCAACAAAGCCAUGCUCCAAAACGUCCUCACUGCACUCACGUCCACUCCCUCUUCCCGCCUCACCCACGUCACGGUCCAGACCGGAACCAAGCACUACAUGGGCCCAAUCCAUGACCCGGGCAACAAGUCCAUUGUACUCAACGGCCACGCGCCACCGUUCCACGAGGACAUGCCUCGGUUACCCUAUCCAAACUUCUACUACGCGCUGGAGGAUCUGGUUGCGUCACACGCGCCGUCGUUGUCGUACUCGGUUCACCGGGCAACCAUUAUAAUAGGCGCGUCGGCAAGGAGCGCAAUGAACGCGCUCAUGAUUUUGUCGACGUACGCCGCGCCGCCACCUCCGGUUGCCGUUCCGUUACCUGGGAGCAGGUACACGUGGGAGCAUUUCUGCGACAUGAUCGACGCGCGCGUGUUGGCUGAGCAGCACGUGUGGGCGGCGGUUACAGAGCGCGGGAAGAAUCAGGCGUUUAACUGCACAAACGGCGACGUUUUCACGUGGAAGAGCGUGUGGAGGGUUCUGAGUGAGGUUUUCGAUGUGGGGUUUGUGGAGUUGGAUGAGAGUGAUGAGUUUGAUUUGGUGGAGUUGAUGUGUGACAAGGGUGCUGUUUGGGAUGAAAUUGUGGAGAAACAUGGCCUUGAGAAAACCAAAUUGGAGGAGAUAGCGUGCUUUGAAGCGAUCAUGCCGGUGCUGCGGUUCGGGUUUCAACAUGUGUCUAGCAUGAGCAAGAGCAGGGAGUGUGGGUUCUUUGGGCAUGCUGAUACGUUCAAGAGUAUCAGAUUCUGGGUGGGGAAGCUGAGAGAGAUGAAACUCAUACCCUCCUACGAAUAUGUGGCUAAGGCUAAUGGCUACCACUGAUGUAUAAGUCAGCCAGAUCUCAAUGCAUUCCACCUUAUACCCUAUUAUGUGAUUUACUUAUUUGUUUCUAUAACUGUGCCCAUUACAUUUAUAUAUCAAAACUCUUACAUUUGCCUCCGA